UCGCAAUUUGUGCAGCCCACAGAGGAAGUAGAUUACAAUGGCGGACGAGCGGAGCAAGACGCUCGUCAUCGUCACGGGUGCGUCCCGCGGCCUCGGCAAAGCCAUUGUCGUGGAAAUGGCCAAGGCGCUGAGCAACUCUGCGGCGCACAAGAGGACCCACUUUCUGCUCAUCGGACGGGUGAGUCAGCCAACAACAGACAGAUCGGGCACCGGCUGAAUGCAGCCACAAGGAAUGUGCAUCAUCUCUGUGUGUGUGUGUGUGUUUGUGUGUGUGGUUUGUCCGUGUCUGCAGGACACAGAUGGGAUGGAGCAGAAAGGCAGGAGGCGCAGGACGGCAUUGCAGAAGACGCACAACUGACGGUGGCCAUCCACAGGUAACAGACAGACAGAUAGAUAGACACACCAGGCCCCCUACUCACUCUCUUUCUCUCUCUCUGUGUGUGUGUGCAGGUGUGACUUGGCUGGCCCGUUGGAGGACGUCGGCAGUGCUUUCGACGCGAUUCUCUCAUCUGAAUGGACAGGCUCAGGCCCCUUCCACCAAGUGUAAGGCAUGCAGACUGACUCUCCCUCUAACCAACCGCACCGAAGAAACCUCACUGUCCACUGUUGUCCUCUCGCCAUGCAGUUACUUCAUCCACAACUCGGCCAACACCGGCCCUCUCGACAUCAUCCGUGACAUCUCUCCCGCCGAGAUCCGCACCAACCUGCUCUUCAACAUCGGCUCGCCCUUCCUCCUCACCGGCAGGCUGCUGCGGUUCGUCGCACCAAAUGACGGCGCCGCCCCGCCACGCGCCAAGAGGCUGCGGAUCGUCAACAUCAGCUCUCUGGGAGCCAAGGUGGCCUUUCCUGCGUCGGGUCUGUACUGCAUGGGCAAGGCGGCGAGGGACAUGCUGAUGCUGCAGGUAGCCGCUGAGGAGAAGGGCACCACGGAAUACGAUAUCAAGACACUCAGCUAUGCGCCAGGUGGGCGCGUGAAUGCUUGUGCAGAUGGGGGACAGACAGAUGUACACCAUUGUGUGGUGUGUGUGGUGUGAUUGGUGUGUGCAGGUCCGAUGCGGACGGCGAUGACUGAGCCUAUGUUUGAGGGCAGGUGUGCUUCAGAGUCGGUCAUUCAGUCCUUCAGGGACAUGGAGAAGAACAAUACGCUCGUCGACCCAUGUAGGUGCGCCCCCCUCCCCUAACACACACCCAAUCUCACUCGGUGUGUGUGUGUGUAGAUGAGACUUCCCGCAAGAUGGUGAGGCUGCUGCUGGACGACAAGUACGAGUCGGGCGCCCACAUCGACGUCUUCGACAUCGAAGACGAGCCGUCUAAUGAAGCUUUUGCACUGCAGGCUGAGGUGAUGGCGGUGAGGGAGGAGAAUCGGAGGCUCCGGACCGUCAACCCCAAGGUCGAGGUGGACCGCCGCGCCGUUCUGCCGUCUGCGGAUUCUCCACCUGACGGUCGUCGUGGAGUGGUACACAGCCGAUCGCUUGCUAGCCCCACAGCUGCCUCAUUAGCCGGCUUGCUCGUCCGCGGUGUGUCACAGGAGGCUGCUGCUGCUCUGCCUCACCCCCAUGGACAGCCACAGGCCCCACAGCAUCAGCAGCCACAGCCACAGCCACAGUGAGAGAGAGAGAGAGAGAGAGAGAGGCGCGACUUUUUCCGGUUUUCAAUGGCCCCUUCCAUAUUUGCGUGCGCUUUCGGAUGGACGAGAGUUUGAUUCUCCAGAAGCUCAUUUGCCUGCUGUCUAGGUUUCUUGCGGCUUGUGCUGAGGCAAGUCGUUUGGUUCCUGUGCAGUGGGGUGGUCGAGUGGCUGCUGGAGGAGGGAACUCUCCAUCCGUCAUCGAAUGUAUGUAGCAUGGCCUCGACGUCUGUCUGUUUGUUGACGUGCAUGGGUGUGCAUUCCCCGCGGCUCACGGCUUGCCUGUCAAUCUCGUAUUCGCAGAUGCGACAUGCGAAGGACGAUAGGCUUGCUGUGAUAAACGUCAGAGCACCCCACGGACAGAGAGCGAUGACGACAGGCAGUCUGUUUUGCGUGGAACGGCCUGCAAAGCUUUUCCGGCCCCUCCUCACUGGCAGAUGAGUGCAUACGCAUG
This is a messenger RNA of Vitrella brassicaformis, 2078 nucleotides long. NCBI's taxonomy places the organism in Eukaryota, Vitrellaceae. The record is from the annotation of a GenBank genome assembly.